This is a messenger RNA of Equus quagga, 5310 nucleotides long. Its product is annotated as aldo-keto reductase family 1 member C23-like protein. Gene Ontology annotation, molecular function: ketosteroid monooxygenase activity; androsterone dehydrogenase [NAD(P)+] activity; aldose reductase (NADPH) activity. NCBI's taxonomy places the organism in Eukaryota, Metazoa, Chordata, Mammalia, Perissodactyla, Equidae. The transcript has 10 exons. Gene Ontology annotation, biological process: progesterone metabolic process; prostaglandin metabolic process; daunorubicin metabolic process. The coding region runs from base 4123 to 5094 and encodes 323 amino acids. Gene Ontology annotation, cellular component: cytosol. The record is from RefSeq and is a predicted model, not a curated record.
GACAUAUUACAUUCUGAGUAUUACAUUCUGAAUAACCAUAGGAAGGAGGCACUUGUUGGGAUGAGGUCCAAGUCUUACCAAUUCAGAACACAACAAAGCACCUUAUCUCUGGUGUUUAGGGGUUGGGUAGGGGGGCUUUGCUUAAUUGGUUGAAGUUGUGUGUCUCCGACCUUGGAACUGGCAAGAAUGGCAAACCAGCUUCCCACUAGUCCCUGCAAAGCUAUAUCUUUUCUCUUUCACAGGUUGUAGUUCAAGAAACUGACCUUAUUUCGUCAUCUUCAACAAAGCUCUAAUCAGAAAUUCCACCUCUUCUAUUCAAUUAGAAAUUAUAUCUAAUACUAUUCUACUCUAACUCUUGCAUACAGUCAACUAAUAUUCAUUAUUUUUAAGGCAGUCCUAAAAUAUGCUCUUGUCUAUAUUUAAUAUUGGAAACACUUAUCAAUAUUGCUAAGGAGGAACAAAUCUGUUCUACCCACACUAUAAUUUCUCAAAAAAUAAAGAGAACAGAAACUUUGAUCUUUCCUUCUUUUCAGAAAUUAAAAGAACAGCCACCAACUCUUCCAAACACAUGGAAAAUGCACCAAGAUUUAUGUCUGUGAAAGCAUAGAGAAUGAUAGCAACAAUUUUAAUAUUAAUCCAGACAUAUUUAAUAUGUUUAUCAAAAUGAUAAUAAGUAUAGUGUUCCUCAUCCCAACCAGUGCUUCCUUCCUACGUGUAUUCAGAAGCUAAUGCUCAGAAUGCAGUGUGACUGGAGCAAAGUUUAGAAAAGGGAAUUGUUAGAAAAAAACGCCAUUGCAUAGGGGGAUGUUGAGUUAUUUAAAACGGAGAAACAGGAAACCUAAAAUUGCUACUAGCAACACUAUAAUUACCCUUGAGUUUGUCUGGAGAUUCAAAUUUAACAGCAUUCUAUAGGAAACCUGCCACUUGAAUGAAUGGCUUAAAUGGGACCGAUGGCAGGGGAUGUGAAUAAUGAGGGGUGAAUGAUGGAGAAAAUUCCGCAGGUGAAAUUCAAAUAACAUCCACAACGAGAGGGUACAGGGAAGGUCAGGCUGUGGAAUAUCCACCAGUAUAUUCUUGAUCUCCAUGUCCUCAAUUGGUGGUCUAUAUAGUUGUGAUCAUUCUCAUGAUCCCAAAUUUGAGGUAGUCACUGGGGCCACCCUAUUCUGGACACCUCCUAACUGAUUGUGGAAGAUCCUUGGGACUUCUAACCUCAUGGCUCUUUAUAGGGUCAUUACAUGUAGUGCAGAAGAUCAACUGUGAGAAGAAAGGAGCUAUACCUCGCUGUUUGGAUACAUAUAAAGAAUCUUUUGAAUGUAUACAUCACUUUGAUUUGUAUUCCCAUCCUAAUAUUGUCUUUCAUUUAUGAACAUGAUUUUAUUUUCAUAUAUUUGUGAAUUUUUAAUUCUCAAACAAUAUGGAAUAUUUGUCUUUAGCUGGUUUCUUAUAGUAUCUUUGUCUGUCUUUGUAUCAAGGUCAUGCUGGCCUCAUAGAAUGAAUUAGGAAGUAGUCUUUGCUCUUCAGUUUUCUGCAGAAGUUAAGAACGGUUGUUCAUUCUUCCCUAAAUGCUUGGUGGAAUUCACUACUGAAGCAAUCUGGUCCUGGGCAUUUAUUUGUUGAGACAUUUUGGUUACUGAUUCAACCUCCUUAAAAGUUAUAGUCUACUCAUGUUUAAUAUUCCUUCAUGAUUCAGUCUUUGUAGGUUAUGUGUGUCUAGGAAUUUUCCAUUUCACUAGGAUUCCUCCUUUUUUCUGGUUUACAAUUAUUCUUAGUACUUUAUUUUUCAUUUCCUUAUUGAUUUUCUGUCUAGAUGUUUUAUCCAUUAUUGAAAGUGUGAUAAUAAAGGUUCCAACUAGUUUUGUGUUGGCAUCUGUUUCUCCCUUCAAUUCGGUCAAUGUGGGUUUCAUGUAUUUUGGAGGUUAGAUGUUUGGUACAUUUACAUUUAUAAUUGUUCUAUAUUCUUGGUGGACAGGCCCUUUUAUCCAUACAUAAUAUCCUUUUUGUUUCUUGUCACCAUUUGUCUUAAUUUUUUUUUUUAUCUGUUACUGGUAUAGCCAUGCCAGCUCUCUUUGGUUACCAUAAAUGUAGAAUAUGUUUCACCAUCUUUCCCUUUAAAACUAGUUGUGUCCAUAGAUCCAAAGUGAGUCAAUUAUAGAAACCAUAUACUUGAUUCUGUUUUUUGAAAUCCAUUCUGCCAUCUCUUCCUUUUGAUUGGGGGAGUUUAUUACAUUAAAGGAUUAUUGAUAGGGAAAGACUUAGAUUUUUAUUUUUUUAUAUAUGACUUAAGUCUCUUAUUUCCUCCAUUACUACCUUCCUUGGCAUUCAGAGGAUUUUUGUUUGGAUGACAUGUUUUGAUGUCCUUCUUAUUUUCAGUUGUGUAUAUUUUAUUGGUAUUUCCUUUGUUGUUACCAUGGGGAUUACAGAUAACUUUGUAAAGCUAUACCAAUCUAUUUUGAAUUGAGGCCAAAUUAACUGCAAUGCCAUACAAAAUCUCUACUCCUAAAGCUCCAUUUACCUCUCCCAAUUUAUGUUAUUGAUGUCUCUAAUUUCAUCUUCAUACAUUGUGUACAUUUUAACAUAGAUGCAUAAUUAGUUUUAUGCAUUCGUCUUCUAAAUCUUGUGGAAAUGAAAAAGUAGAGGUACAAACCAAAAGUACGAAAGUAGAUGGUUUUAUGUUUGCCCACAUGUUUACCUUUGACUGAGGUAUUUAUAUCUCCAUACAGCUUUGAGAUAUUGUGUAGUUUCCUUUCAUUUGAACAUGAAUGACUCCCUUUACAUUUCUUGUCAGUUAUAAGGGUAAUAAAUUCUAUCAGCUUUUGUUUAUCUGAGAUUGUCUUCAUUAACCCCUCAUUUUUUAAAGACGUUUAUACCUGAUAUAGAAUUGUUGGUUGACAGGUAGGUUAUUUCUGUUAUAGCACUUUUAAUACAUCAUCUCACUAACUUAUGUCCUUACGGUUUCUGAUGAGAAAUCUGUUGAUAAUGUUAUCCAGGAUCCCUUGUACUUACUGAGUCCUACUUCCUUUGCUGCUUCAAGAUAGUCUCUUGUCUUUGUUUUUCAAUGGUUUGAAUAUAACGUUUGUGGGGGUGGAUAUCUUUGAGUUUAUUCUACUGAUAAUUCUUUGAAUUUCUUGGAUUUGUUGAUUACUCAUGUCUUACAUCCAGUUUAGGGAGUGUUUGUUCAUUAUUUCUUCAAAUAAUCUCCGUGCCAUUCUCUCUCUCUUCUUUUGGGGCUCUGAUAACGCAUAUAUUAGUCCUCUAGAUGGUGUCCUGCAACUCCUUUAGGGUCUGUUCACAUUUCCCUAUUUUUUUCUUUCUGUUCCUUAGGCUCCAUAAUUUCCAUAUAUUUUUUGAUGUUAUCAUUUUAUUAAUAUAUGCUUUACCUGAUUUCCGUUGGUUUAUUUUCAAAUGUUUGCUUUAGCAAUUUUGGCAUGUAUAAGACAGUUGUCUUCAAACACUUUUGUCUAUUAAAGCCCAAUGCCUAUGUUUUUUCAGGAACAGUUUCAGCAAAUUUAUUUUCCUUUGUGGUUGAUAAUGGUUUUGUUUUUUGUGUGUGUUUAAUUGUGCAUUUGAAAAAACUGCCACUACUCCUACUCCUCUCAGAUUUGUUCUCUGUCCUGACAAUCUUUCACUUAUUAGCUUGGCAUGCUUCUAGACUUGGGAUAAACCAAACAUGAAAGCUGAAGGUGUAUUCACCACUUUCAUGAGCAUGCAUCGUGCCUGGCCGGUAUGUGGAUUUUUUAAUUCCUCUGAAUACAUGGCUGGUUUUUGAACGUACUAAUAUCCCAAGCUUCUCCUCAGAGCUUUAUAUGGUCUAUUCUGCAUCUUCAAUCUUAAUCUCUUGCCCGUGGCACCUAUGUUCUUAUAGUCUCCCUGCAGUUAUAAUGAGCCCAUCCAGCUGCUUUUCAGUUCAAGCUUAGAGCUAGGCAAUAUAUACAGCAGUCUUUCAGACAGCCUCCACAUAGCUUAGAACAUUGCAAGUAAGAUCUUUUAUGAUCACCCAAUUUGAGAGAGGUAACUGGGAAAGGCAGGUCCCUCUUACAGAUCAAACCUACAGUGUGCCAGGCAGGAGGAGGGCAAAGGCAGAAGAAUAAAACAGAGUCUGCUUAGACAGAGGAGCAACAGGCAAUGGAUCCCAAGGGUUGGUGUGAGAAACUAAAUGAUGGCCACGAGAUUCCCGUACUGGGAUUUGGCACCCAUGCACCAGAAGAGGUUCCUAAGAGCAGAACUGUGGAGGUCACCAAACUAGCUAUAGAUGCUGGGUUCCGCCAUAUUGAUUCUGCUUAUUCAUACAAUAAUGAAAAGGAGGUUGGACAGGCCAUCCGAAGCAAAAUUGAAGAUGGCACUGUGAAGAGAGAAGACAUAUUCUACACUUCAAAGCUUUGGCUGACAUUCCUUCGACCCGAGUUGGUCCGGCCAGCGUUGGAAAAAUCUCUGACAAAUCUUCAACUGGACUAUGUUGACCUCUAUAUCAUUCAUUUUCCAAUAGCGCUGAAGCCAGGGGAAGAACUUUUUCCAGAAGAUGAACAUGGAAAAUUAAUAUUUGACACAGUGGAUCUCUGUGCCACAUGGGAGGCCAUGGAGAAGUGUAAGGAUGCAGGAUUGGCCAAGUCCAUUGGGGUGUCCAACUUUAACCGUAGGCAGCUGGAGAUGAUCCUGAACAAGCCAGGGCUCAAGUACAAGCCUGUCUGCAACCAGGUGGAAUGUCAUCCUUAUCUCAACCAGAGCAAACUGCUGGAUUUCUGCAAGUCAAAAGAUAUUGUCCUAGUUGCCUACGGUGCUUUGGGGACUCAACGUCUAAAAAGAUGGCUUGCCCCAAACUCCCCAGUUCUCUUGGAGGAUCCAGUUCUUUGUGCCAAGGCAAAAAAGUACAAGCGAACUCCAGCACUGAUUGCCCUUCGAUACCUGCUACAGCGUGGGGUUGUGGUUCUGGCCAAGAGUUACAAUGAGAAGCGGAUCAAAGAGAACAUGCAGGUUUUUGAAUUCCAGUUGACUUCAGAGGACAUGAAAGACCUAGACGGCUUAAACCGAAAUCAUCGAUUUCUUCCUUUACAAAUUGCUGUUGACCACCCGGAGUAUCCAUUUGCUGAUGAAUAUUAACAUGGAAGCCUUUGUCCUGAAUUCUACCAAAAACCCUGAUUGCAGAUAAUGACACAAGAAAUGUCUCAGAUGUUGGUGAUCAGACACAUCUGCAUGGGUUCCAUCCAUGCUGCUUAGCAACUCAUACUCAGCUAGCCUUAAGUCUAUAGGUUAGGAAGGAAAGGUACUGCAUUUUUGUCAUCUUCUGCAAAAAAUUAAAGACUUUUUUUACCUAAA